CAUGUCCCGCCCCGCCACAGCAAGACCGGUCCGGCACAAAUACAAAAACAACCGGGACAGACGGAAACAGAGGAUAUCAACAAAGGACAGCUACUGAGGAUAUAAAACACCGGCUCACAGAGCUGUCUGAAAGCAGCUCUCGUCAUCAAGAAAGAAACACCUGCUGGCACGGCAAAUCCCAGAACAUGAAAUCAUUACGAUUUCUCGCUGCCGAAGGAUUCAUUCACACCGGCCCGAGUGCGCUGGACAACCUGAGCUGUCUGUCUUUUAACAUCUACCCUGUUCUCUUCAAGGUCUGUUACCUGCAUGAGCGGGCCGACCUGCUGCAUGCUGUGGUUCAGACAUGGCCGCUUCCCGAGCUGAACAUACAAAGACUCCUGGGAAAGACUGCAGACUGUCAGCUGGACCUCACUUCUCGCACCUGCCGGGUUUCUCUGCAGGCGAUUCUGACCGGCUUAAAGGAUUAUGUUUUGUCUCCUCCGACAACCUAUGCCAAGAGCCUUCAUCUGGUGGACCUGACUGCUCUGAAGGACACGGAGCAUCAGGCCUGCCCCUGUAAGUCCACCCUGGGCCGAUGGGCGAGGACCCAGCUGCUGACCCAGAUGUGCUACGAGACCAUGGUGGCGAUGCAGGCCAGCGAAGUGUCCCAGUCCGCUUUCGAGACGGCCAUCGACGUUCGCCUGAACGGCUUCGUCACGGGCCGCAACUACGAGCUGGUCGCUCAGGCGUUUCUGCUCCUUCGCUACUGUCCUCUGAAGCUCCGCUUCGUCAGUUUCAGGGCAGAUUCUCUCGCCCUCAAGCAGCUCUUCUACAUCCUCCGACUGGCGGAGCCAGAGUCCAUAGCGAAACUGGAGGUCGUCCACAAUGUCCCUCUGGAGGCCCCGCACCUGGAGGUGCUGCUUUCCAGGGUGGAAUUCCCCAAGCUGACGUCUCUCACGCUGCCUGCCGGAGCCUUAGAUGUCAGACGGCUGGGAGCCGACGACGACGAUCUGCUGGCCACCAUUGGCAAUUUGUUGGCCCAACUGAGAAGCCUCACUGAGUUCUAUGUUGGUUUUUCUACUCUCACUGGACACCUGCGAAGACUGCUCAGUCCUCUCAACACGCCCCUGCAGUGCUUGGAGUUGGCGAACUGCUGCCUUAACCGUGUGGAUAUGACCUACCUGUCCAACAGCCUCCACAGUGAGAGCUUGGUUCACCUGGACCUCAGCGGACACAGCAUCUUCAGCUCCUUCUCCACUUCCUUCCACAAACUGCUCGGCCGCUGCUCCGCCACGAUAACGCGCCUGGCCCUGGAAGAGUGCGACAUCGAGGACGAGCACAUGGACGCCUUCACCAACGCCCUGGCUUGUUGUCAGGGACUGGAGGAGCUCAAACUUCUGGGAAACCCUCUGAGCUCUGCCGCACUGCAGAGGUUGUUCUCCACGCUCACUGCAGGGUUUCCUAAGAUGAGGUACAUCGAGAUACCGGUUCCCCGGGAAUGCUACUCCGAGGACGUCACCUAUCCCCUCGACGAUUCAGUGCUGCUGCAGUACGACAGAGAGCUGUUCCAGGAGACCAGAGCGCGGCUGAUGGGCGUCCUGGAGGGGGCCGGCAGAGGAAGCGUGGAGGUGUGCACCCCACUCAUGGGAGCCUACGAUCCAGACAUUAAUGAAACCAGCAAUGAACUGGGGAUGUCCAUGCUGAAAUCUUUCAACAGCGUCAUCGGGAACUUCAUAGAGACGAUCGCUGAUGUCAACAACAGAAGGUCACACGUUAAGGCUGAUGAACAGUGAGGUUUAGUGUUGAAAAAAAUAAACCGGAGGGACGUAGUCUGGCCUGCAGCUCAGAUUCUGUAAAUAUAUUUGUGAAAAAAAAAAAAGUAACCUUAAGCUAAG
Salarias fasciatus (jewelled blenny) is the source of this 1874-nucleotide messenger RNA. It is a transcript of the gene lrrc14b, whose product is annotated as leucine rich repeat containing 14B. Gene Ontology annotation, cellular component: cytoplasm. The transcript has 3 exons. The coding region runs from base 186 to 1772 and encodes 528 amino acids. The record is from RefSeq and is a predicted model, not a curated record. Lineage: Eukaryota; Metazoa; Chordata; Actinopteri; Blenniiformes; Blenniidae. Gene Ontology annotation, biological process: negative regulation of apoptotic process; positive regulation of cell population proliferation; negative regulation of DNA-templated transcription.